This is a messenger RNA of Somion occarium, 2767 nucleotides long. NCBI's taxonomy places the organism in Eukaryota, Fungi, Basidiomycota, Agaricomycetes, Polyporales, Cerrenaceae. The record is from the annotation of a GenBank genome assembly.
GUGCUCCCUGGUACUUGCCUGAGGAUGAGGCAACAUAUACCGAAGCAAUACAAGGAGAUCGCAUAGUCUCAAGUACAAGAUGAACCACCGCGAAACGGGAGAGGUUGAAAGGCCUCCAAUCUGUAGCGGCGGUCUGUGUCUUCUUGACACACUUGAGUACUGUACUACUGCUGGCAUGCAAUUACUCUAUGUCCCAAAUGGAUCGGUCAUGUUAUUCUCAUCGUUGUCGUGGCGCGACUGUGACUAGAAAUGUCCAGGAAUAGGCCCGACUGGCCUAUGGUCACAAAAUGGUCACAAGCUUCGCCUGAGCUCGGCACCUGCUAAGCUGUGUAAAUUAGACCUCGGUUACGAUGAGUGAUUUUUUUGGAGGGGCCUAUCGUUCUGAAUGUAGCUGUAAGUGUUGUGAAGUACUAAGCGCUCCUACAAGAGACUGAGACCAACCACGACUGCUCUGAGUCCGAGUUCAGCGGUGUAUCUGGCAUCUGGCUGGUCUAAUGGGCGGGUUCCUCGCAAAUGUUUGCUGCAUGUUCCUGGACAUGGCGCCAGGGAUGUAUGGCAUGAUCAAUUUGUGCCGAACGUGCCUUUCGGGACGUUUGAUCUCACUACGUUGGGCAUGAGUAACGAUGAUGGAGAAAUAUUUCAGGUCGUCCGGUCCCUGUCUUACUUGGAUGUUCAAAACCUUGGUUCUUGUUCUGCUUCUUCCCAUUUUCUUUUUGGCUUCUGGUAGUUGCUAUGAAGCUUUCAUUUCUCGUCCUUCCUUUACUGCAUCUUAGUUCCCUUUCUAACCUAUGUUCUGCUGCGUUCUUCACUUCGCCUAGCCAGUUGUCGAAGAAACAGUACGAUUUUGUAAUUGUUGGAGGUGGAACUGCUGGAAGUGUUCUUGCGAAUCGGCUUACCGAGAACUCCAAAGUCUCUGUACUUGUGAUUGAAGCAGGAGUCAAUCAUCAAGGGAAUUUGAACCUUGAAGUACCAUUCUUGGGCGUCACAUUGUCAGGCACUCAGGUGGACUGGAACUUCACUACGACCCCUCAGAACGGACUAAAUGGACGCGUUCUCCCAUACGCUAGAGGUUUUGUUCUGGGUGGGAGUGGCAGUAUUAACUUGCUUACGUUCAAUCGCGGAUCCGAUGACGUUUGGAAUCGUUGGGCUAGCCUUACGAAGGAUCAAGGCUGGUCUUGGAACUCCGUCAAAAAGUACUAUCUUAAGAGUUCUAGUUUAGUCCCGCCUGCGGAUGGCCAUGACUUUACUGGCCAGGCUAACCCAGCAGUCCAUGGAAAUGGUCCUGUAGAAGUUUCUGUACCAGGAUUUAGUCUUCCCAUUGACGACCUGGUGGUUUCCACAAGCAACCAACUGGGCGGUCGCUUCUCAUUCAAUGUGGACUUCAACUCUGGUAAAUUCGUUGGCGUCGGAUUCAUGCAAUCCUCCAUUGGUGGUGGCGAGCGCAGUAGUGCAGCUACAGCCUAUCUGGAACCUGUUGAGUCUCGCAGGAACCUGGACAUCCUCAUCAAUGCCCAAGUGACCAAGCUAAUUCAGUCUGGUACCUCCAAGUCGGGCCCUAUCUUCCAGGUGGCAGAGAUCGGUCAACCCGGUAGCAGCAAGCGGUGGCAGGUCAUGGCGCUGAAGGAAGUCAUCCUAUCCGCCGGCGUCAUCGGAACCCCACAAUUGCUUCUCCUAUCAGGUAUUGGACCCUCGGCAGCAUUGACGUCACUUCAAAUUACCCCGCUUGUUGAUCUCCCCGAUGUUGGAACAAACCUCGCUGAUCACCCGCUCGUUCCCAAUUACUUCCAAGUGUCAUCGAACGGUACCUGGGAUGAUGUUCUUCGAAACGGCGAUAAUUUUGGUGCAACGCUCGGCCUGUGGCAAGCUAGUCGUCAAGGCUUGUUUGUUAAUAGUCCUGGUAAUACAUUGGCAUAUACCAGGUUACCAGCUAAUUCUCCUGCGCUUGCUGGUAUCUCGGAUCCAGCUGCUGGUUCUAGGUCUGCACAUACGGAGCUGAUCUUCGUUGAUGGAUUUGCGCCAUUUGGUUCUGUCCCCCAACCAGCCACUGGAAACUUUGUCACUGUCUUGACCGCAGUAGUGUCACCCACCUCUCGUGGUUCUGUUACUCUUGCAUCUACUGACCCCUUCGCCAAACCGUUAAUCAAUCCCUCGAUCCUUUCCACCAACUUCGAUAUCCAAGCCAUGGUACAAGCAAUCAAAGACGCCCAAACUUUCCUCAAUGCAACACCUUGGCAGAAAGACUUCAAACCUGUGCCGUUUGGCGAUCUUGCUAACGCAAGAACUGAUACGGAUAAAGCCAGUUUCGCAAGGCAGAACUCUGUGACCGUUAACCACCCUGCAGGGACUGCAAGAAUGUCCCCCGCGAACUCGAAUUGGGGAGUUGUGGAUUCGCAAUUGAAGCUUAAGGGUGCUCAAGGUGUUAGAAUUGUCGAUGCAUCUGUUUUCCCUGUCAUUCCUGAGUGUCAUAUUCAAGGCCCCGUGUACAUCGUUGCUGAACGAGCUGCCGACUUGAUCAAGUCCGCUUAUGGACUCUGAGCAAAGAUUCCUGAUGAGUUUCUUUUCACAGAUUGCGACGUUCGGACGCUGUGAUUCUUGUGUUUAUCUUGAUACCUUUUUGUUAUACCUCGGUAGUAGCCUUGGUGUACUUAAAAUACUUACGGAUACGCUGAGCAAGUGGUUGCGCCCUUCUCGAACUCGAGGGGCCGUCCGAGUGCGAGAGCGCUAGAAGGUUGAUCAUGGAAACCUCUUGGCAUUCAGUUCGAUUCAG